AUGGAGGCGGACCGCGACAAGCGCAUGCUGGAGCGCGAGGUGCUGCGCAACAUGAUCCAGCAGUGGAACGCGAACAGGCUAGACCUCUUCGAGCUCAGCGAACCCAACGAGAACUUGGAGUUUCACGGAGUGAUGAGAUUCUACUUUCAAGACUCGGGUCAGAAGAUCGCUACAAAAUGCAUUCGAGUCGCCUCUGAUGCGACAGUCAGCGAUGUGAUAGAGACGCUGAUCGAGAAGUUCCGUCCGGACAUGAGGAUGCUGUCGCUGGGCUCGUACUCGCUGUGGGAGACCCACGGGCCGGACUACGAGCGUCGCCUGGAGCCCCACGAGAAGCCACUCCUCGUCCAGCUCAAUUGGCACACGGACGACCGCGAGGGUCGAUUCCUCCUCAAGUGCCUCACCAAUAACGAGGUUCCUCUGUCGUCCGUGAUAGAGAAAUCAGAUCAGAACUUUAAAAGGAAACUCUCGAAACGGGAGAAGAAGGAACUGAAAAAGAAGGAGAAGCUUUCAAGGUUGAAAUCUGACACCAACGACGAAAACAGACCGAUCGCUGAAAAACUUUAUACAGAGUUGCCGGAGACGUCGUUCACUCGCAGCAUCAGCAAUCCCGAGGCGGUGAUGAGGCGCCGCCGCCAGCAGAAGCUCGAGAGGAAGCUGCAGCAGUUCCGCUCCAAGGACGGCGGACCCGACACUGGCGGCACCCUGAAGAUCUACGGGUCCUCCCUGUGCCCGGACGUGCCGUACAAGACACUGCUGCUGUCGGUGGGCGACACGGCGGCCGCGGUGGUGCGCGAGAUGCUGGACAAGUACGGCCUGGCGCGCCACGAGCCGCACCACUACUGCAUCGUUCAGGUCGAUGCGGCGGACAAUUCCGAGUACAUACUCGAAGACGACGAAUGCCCGCUCGCCAUCGUGAUGACGCACCCGCACCGCAGUGAG
Iphiclides podalirius (scarce swallowtail) is the source of this 939-nucleotide messenger RNA. The record is from the annotation of a GenBank genome assembly. NCBI's taxonomy places the organism in Eukaryota, Metazoa, Arthropoda, Insecta, Lepidoptera, Papilionidae.